AUGGGGCCUAGCUCAACAUCAAUGGGACAAGGAAACACUUCAUUUAUUCAGAAAUCCUCUCACUACAUUUCCAUUGUGAGACCUGCAACCCUAUGGGAGAGGAACAUAUCCCAUGCAAAUACCCUUCAGAUUCAACAACAGAACAAAGCCUCCCAAAUGGGUCGGUUAAAGAAUGAUUCUGGAUUUCCCCAAGUCAAAUUGAAGAACUCUCUGUCAAGGAAUAAGUUUCGUGAGGAAAUCCAAGCCGUUCUUUCUGGACUGCAGAGGUGUGAUCAUGAGGUCAGGUCCAGACCCAGGAUGAUGGCAAUGGCCAAAGAAGGAUCUUUUGGAGUCCUGAUUGGCCUGAGAAACUGGAACCUUCCUUCAGCGACAGGAAAGAUUCGGACUCCAGGAGCAUGUAAAAGCCUGCUUUGUGCCCACCCGCACACCAUCCCAAGGUCUCCAGUUUUGAGCGCAGCUUCUUUGGAAGAAGAGAGCCAUGCAGAAGCCAGUUCCUUCCAGACACCAUCCAGUGAAUGUGAUGAGGCCCUACUGAGCUUCACUGUCAGAGGAGAAAUUAAGAGAGCCAGAGCAGCACCUAAAGAGGCCUGGAAGAGUCCAGUUUUGGCAAAGAACAUGACAAAAAAGCCUAUUAGAUCCCACUCAGUCACUCCUUUGAACCUGGAGGCUGCAGGCACGCACAUCAGUAGGCAUGCGAGACUUCAGAACCGGCCCUCCUACAAUUCUAGGGGAGAUUCUGCCCCACUGGGUCCCGCUGCGAGGCCUUCCACCGCCAUCGGCCUCUGCAGGAAAAGCCAGACCCCUUCGGCUUCGUCGGGUGUCCGGAGUUCCUCCGAGCUGGAGCUGGAGGACAGGAAGGCAGCCCCAGUAGGAGCUCAGGCGGACCCCCAUCGCCAAAGCCGGCCCCGGGGCGCGGCCCUAAGUCCGGCUGGAGGAGGCGCAGUUGCCAUGGCACCAGAGAUGCUCCCCAAGCAUCCUCAUCCCCCGGAGAAAAGGGGGCCCAGGGCGGACGCCUCUCUUCACGGCAAUCUGGCAGGAGCUCCCCUUCCUCUGCGGGCCGGUGCUCUCACCCAUCUCCCCUCAAAGAAGUUAAUCAAGGUUCGCUCUUCUCCCUCUGCCCGCCCACCCCAGCGUUUCCAUACGGUUUGUUCACAGACCCCUCCUAGGCCGGGGUUGGGGGUGGGGGGGGCGGUGAAUGCUCACUUACAUUGA
Molecule: messenger RNA, 1212 nt
Organism: Neogale vison (American mink)
Lineage: Eukaryota; Metazoa; Chordata; Mammalia; Carnivora; Mustelidae
Gene: C12H12orf42
Product: chromosome 12 C12orf42 homolog
Exons: 7
Coding region: 1-1212 (403 amino acids)
Source: RefSeq, a predicted model, not a curated record